AUUUACUUAAUAGACCAAGACAAAGAAAACAGUUAGUAUUAAAAAGUUAUUGUUUAGGGAUGAAAAAUAGUGCUUUAGAAGCCUCUCCUAUAGAAGAUGUUGUGAAAGACAAUCGAUGGAUGAGCUUGCAUAGUUAUCAUAUUAAAGAUUGUCAAGUUAUCAAACCAGAUGUUUUAUUUAUUGGAGAUUCUAUUGUUCAUAGAUUUCAAGAUAGUCAGAUAUGGAGGGAAGAAAUAAAUCAGUACAAGAUUGUAAAUGCAGGUAUGCCUGGAGAUUGUACAGAAAAUGUAUUAUGGAGAUUAAGUAAUGGUCUAUUAGAAGCAUGCUCUCCAAAGAUUGUUUUGAUAUGGGUUGGCACAAACAAUCACAAAAAUACAAGUGAGGAGAUUGUGGAAGCUUUAGAGGCAAUUGUUUGGAAGGUAACCAGUCACAAUUGCAAAUCUGUUGUAUUGGGUAUACUACCACGUGGUGAAAAACCCAAUUUGGUUCGUGAUAAAAUUAAUGAAAUAAAUUCUGAAAUUAAAAAAAUUGUUAACUCUGUUCCUAAUGCAUUCUUCUUAAAUGUGGAUCCAGGUUUUGUUCGUGAAGAUUCUACAAUAUCUCAUGAAGAUAUGAUGGAUUUUUUACAUCCUUCAAAUAGAGGCUAUAAAAGAAUUGCCCCUUAUAUAAUAUAUUUCCUUAAAAAGCAUUUAAAAUAAAA
Hydra vulgaris (swiftwater hydra) is the source of this 700-nucleotide messenger RNA. Its product is annotated as platelet-activating factor acetylhydrolase IB subunit alpha1. Gene Ontology annotation, molecular function: phosphatidylcholine lysophospholipase A1 activity. Lineage: Eukaryota; Metazoa; Cnidaria; Hydrozoa; Anthoathecata; Hydridae. The record is from RefSeq and is a predicted model, not a curated record.